This is a messenger RNA of Thyridium curvatum, 513 nucleotides long. RefSeq lists its product as uncharacterized. The transcript has a single exon. Lineage: Eukaryota; Fungi; Ascomycota; Sordariomycetes; Thyridiales; Thyridiaceae. The record is from RefSeq and is a predicted model, not a curated record. The coding region runs from base 1 to 513 and encodes 170 amino acids.
AUGCCAUCCCAACGACCGGCCUUCCUGUCCACAUUCUUCGCCGCCUUCCGGCAACAGUCGCCCUCCCUCUCCACCGCCACCCCGCAGCAGCAGGCCGCCAACAAGCACACCUCUUCCUCGUCUCCCUCCGCCGCCGGCGCCGGCCCCUCUUCCUCAUCGUCUCCGCACCACCACCAAGCAGCAGGCCCCGCCGGCAGCAUAGCAAGCCAGCUGCAGUCCCAGUCCCAGUCCCAGUCGCGGCCGCACUACCAGGCGGGCGGCGGCGGCACCGCAACCACCGGCGGCGGCGGCGGCGGUGCCACCACCACCACCUCGUCGAGCAUACCGAUACCGCACGGCGGCCGGCGGCGCGGCAGCGACAGCAGCAGCGAGGGGUUCCGCGACGUGCUGGGCGCCGACAAGUGGUACAUCGGCGGGCGCACGGCCGCCGGCGAGGAGAAGUUCUUCAAGCUCGGCGUCGUCAGGCGCGUCAAGAGCGGCGACCGGCUCAGCCUCGACCGCCUGAGCCUAUAA